AUGAAUGCUCAGAGGGCUCAUACCAACUAUUUCCAAGGAAAUCAACUGGAACCCAAAUCCCAGAUGACUCAGAUUCAUGCCUUCCUGGCUCCUACGCCGUUCCAAGGAGCGUACUUCCCCUCAUCUGCUUGGGCCACUGCUAGCGAUACCCUCUUCCAGCUGCGCCAUUGCAUGUGUGUGGGUGCCCCAUCUGCGACGUUGAAAGCCGUGAAUCCUCCACUAUCAGCGUUACCCGCUCCGACGAUUGCGGAGACUUGGACUUGUGUGACUUGUGUGCUCGAUUGCCCCAGAUCUCUCCACUACAAGAGCGUUCGAGUGUAA
Penicillium coprophilum is the source of this 321-nucleotide messenger RNA. RefSeq lists its product as uncharacterized. The transcript has a single exon. The record is from RefSeq and is a predicted model, not a curated record. Lineage: Eukaryota; Fungi; Ascomycota; Eurotiomycetes; Eurotiales; Aspergillaceae. Bases 1 to 321 code for a protein of 106 amino acids.